AUGUUAGGUCUUUGGUCGAAAGGACUUUUGCCGGCCGUGCUAAGUGCACUUGUUGCAUCUACAUUUGUGAAUGGUCACCAGAAAAAAGACUCGCACUUCGACGUGUUGGACUUUGUUGAUCCGUUGAUCGGCACGUCAAAUGGUGGCCAUUCCUUCGCCGGAGCGACUCUGCCCUUUGGCAUGGCCAAAGCAGUAGCAGACACGCGAGGCGAGAAUCAAGCUGGCUUCGCAUACGACACCAAGGUUGUAACUGGCUUCAGUCAUAUGCAUGACAGCGGAACUGGUGGAUCGCCAUCGUUGGGCAAUUUCCCCCUCUUUGCUCAAGCGAGCUGCCCAGGGGAUGACCUCAAUAAAUGCAAGUGGCAGCAGUCUGAUCGGGCGGUUGCGUGGGUGCCGAACUCCCCCAAAGCCCGAGCAGGCUAUUUUAGCAUCGCUUUGGCGAAUGGCGUAAACGCCGAGAUGACGGUGACGAACCGGUCAGCUCUGUAUCGUUUCAAUUUUAGCGGCGCCUCCGCCGAACCACUCAGCCCGGUGAUUCUAGUCGAUUUGAUAGAUCUGCCCCAGUCCCGCACGAACGGCACCGCCUCGGUGGACCCAUCGACAGGGCGAUUGACCGGUAACGGCACUUUCAAUCCGAGCUUUGGGAUAGGCAACUACGAUCUUCAUUUCUGCGCGGAUUUCAAAGGCGCCGACCUCCGUGACACGGGUGUGUGGCUCAAGAGCCGGGCAGGAACAAACACGGCGUCGACGCUCUCGGCCGGGACUUUUGCCCGAUUCCAUGCUCCGGUGGACAAUACACUUCUGGCCAGGGUUGGGGUGAGCUUCAUCAGCGUCGAACAAGCAUGUUCCAACGCGGAGAGAGAGCAGCCCGAUUUUGACUUUGAGGGCACGGUAUCUGCGGCCGAGCAAGCAUGGAGAGAAAAGCUGGGCGUGAUUGAGGUUGACGCAGAGGGUGUCUCUGCUGAUCUUCAGAAAGUGUUUUGGAGUGGAGUGUACCGCGCCAUGAUCAGUCCCCAGGAUUACACGGGGGAGAAUCCGCUGUGGGAGAGUGAUGAGCCGUACUAUGACAGCUACUAUUGCAUCUGGGACUCGUAUCGCGGGGUGCAUCAGUUGCUAACUCUGCUGGACCCUCUAUCGCAGUCACGGAUGAUCCGAAGCCUGGUAGAUAUUUACCGCCACGAAGGAUACCUCCCUGACUGUCGCAUGUCACUGUGCAAGGGGUUCACGCAGGGAGGCUCCAACGCCGAUGUGCUCAUCGCCGAAGCAUACUUGAAGAACGUCAGCGAUGUGGACUGGGCUACCGCCUACGAAGCCGUGGUCAAGGACGCGGAAGUCGAGCCAUCCAACUGGAAUGUGGAAGGCCGAGGAGGCAUCCAUAGCUGGAAGACUCUUGGAUAUAUCCCGACCGACGACUAUGAUCCUUAUGGGAUUGGCACGCAUACGCGCAGUAUCUCGCGGACUGUCGAGUACGCGUACAACGAUUUCUGCAUUGCGGAGAUGGCCAAGCGGAUGGGCCACGACAGCGACUAUGAGAAGUACAUUCAACGCUCGUCGAACUGGCAGAAUAUGUUCAAGGGGGAUCAGAGGUCGUACAUCAACGGGGUGGAUACAGGCUUUACCGGGUUCCUGCAGCCGCGCUUCCCAAAUGGAACAUGGGGAUAUCAGGAUCCGAUCUUUUGCAGUCCGCUGUACAACUUUACCUCGUGCUACCUCAAUCCAGAUGGACACGAGACCUAUGAGGGGAGCUGCUGGCUCUACACAUUCUACGUCCCGCAAGACAUGGCCGCUCUCGUCACCCAUCUCGGCGGCCCGGAGACAUUCACAUCGCGACUAUCCUAUCUCCACGACUCCGGCAUACUCUACGUAGGAGACGAACAAGCUUUCUUGACUGUUUUCCAAUUCCACUAUUCCGGGCGGCCUGGGCUCUCCGCCGAACGAGCGCAUUUCUACAUCCCGUCCCAAUUCAACGCAACAAUCCCGGGAAUUCCAGGGAAUGACGACGGCGGAGCAAUGGGCUCAUUUGCGGCGCUGAGCAUGAUGGGUCUCUUCCCGGUCCACGGGCAGGAUGUCUACCUGAUAACUCCCCCUUUCUUCAAGGAGGUCAGCAUUCGCAACCGGGAGACUGGCAAGGUUGCAACCGUGAGAAAUACCAAUUUCGAUCCCAGCUACAAGGGGGUGUAUAUCCAGAGUGCGAAACGCGACGGGAAGCCGUGGACGAAGAACUGGAUCUCUCAUGAUUUCUUCGUCGAGGGGGGCGUUCUGGAGCUCGAGUUGGGGGCUACGGAGAGUGCAUGGGGGACGCGGGUGGAGGAUUUACCUCCGAGUAUGAGCGGUUACGGGAUGUAG
This is a messenger RNA of Aspergillus thermomutatus, 2346 nucleotides long. Its product is annotated as glycoside hydrolase family 92 protein. The coding region runs from base 1 to 2346 and encodes 781 amino acids. Gene Ontology annotation, cellular component: cytosol; nucleus. Gene Ontology annotation, biological process: glycoprotein catabolic process; carbohydrate metabolic process; protein deglycosylation. The transcript is spliced from 3 exons. NCBI's taxonomy places the organism in Eukaryota, Fungi, Ascomycota, Eurotiomycetes, Eurotiales, Aspergillaceae. Gene Ontology annotation, molecular function: peptide-N4-(N-acetyl-beta-glucosaminyl)asparagine amidase activity; carbohydrate binding. The record is from RefSeq and is a predicted model, not a curated record.